AUGAAGGGCCAGCAGACAGCUGCACUUGGUGAGACAGAGUACGCAAAGCCCGGAUGUUUGCUCCGUGUGAAUCGUCAAACUCUCCGCGAAGUAUUGUGGCAGGACAUUGAUAUACACAAUGACAAGGCAUUUGAUCACUACGAGGAAUCGGAAAACUGUGCUACGGCAUAUUUCAAGGAUUUAACAAUUUUCACUGGAGAUAUUAUAGUCGGAGCAGAUGGUGCCCAUAGUGCUGUUUCGCAGUCUGUCCCCGCACCCACCAGUGCACUCUUCCGAGUCGCCGGUUAA
Penicillium cosmopolitanum is the source of this 288-nucleotide messenger RNA. RefSeq lists its product as uncharacterized. NCBI's taxonomy places the organism in Eukaryota, Fungi, Ascomycota, Eurotiomycetes, Eurotiales, Aspergillaceae. The transcript has a single exon. Bases 1 to 288 code for a protein of 95 amino acids. The record is from RefSeq and is a predicted model, not a curated record.